AUGGCGACAGGGCAACAAUCCAAGACUCCCCAGAGCCAUCGGGUCGGGGAGCAUUGGAGUGGUGCCAAUCCCAUUCCAACAAUUCAUCAUUUUAUGGAACAUAUCGAUGCCGAGAAGAAAGAACGCGAUCGCAGAAUCGACGAGGAGAAUCGUAUCAAAAAGGAGCAGGCUGCACGCUCCAAGGCAGAUGAGAAAUCUGGGCAGAAGGCCGAGCAGGAUGAGGGAGAUGUCGUCGCUCACAAAGCACGCGAGGUGUCUCAGGCUAAGAUGCGUACCGUGACGGAUCCGACCACAGGCAAAGAUAUCGGGGUGGAGGAUCAAGACGAAACCUCCAUGGAAGCUGUCAAGAACCCAAUGUUGACGGUUCCCAACGCUAAUCUGGGGAAAGACACGGAAAAUAGGAGCGCCCCCGAUCCAAUUGCCGAAGGAACGACAUCCGAUGUCCCCAUCCGAGGCGAGAAGACGAACGUUCUAUUCCACCCAACACCUACCGUAUCAUAUCAGCCUAUGUUCGAGGUCUUGCAAAAGCGUGCUACGGGGCUUUGUAUUGGUAUCCCUGCUGCGAUCAUUGUGAUCGGUCGCAUUUUCGGAGGGUCCUUCUGGGGCCUGGUUCCCUUGGCAUUUUGCAUCUCGUCGGGCGUGUGGCUUUGGAUGCAGGAGGUCGUUCGCAGUGGUCGAGAGAUGGAGUGGAGCAGUGAGCAACUGCGUGGUCAAAUGGCCACUGCCAAUCUACUACCAGAGUCCGUUGAGUGGAUGAACAGCUUCCUCGGUGUGGUGUGGGGACUGGUCAACCCAGAAAUGUUGACGCCCAUGGCAGACACGAUUGAAGACAUCAUGCAAGUCUCUGCGCCCAAGAUCGUGGAGAAUGUUCGGAUUGCAGAGAUCGAUCAGGGCAAUAACCCGUUGCGAAUUCUCAGCAUGCGAGCUCUUCCAGACGAGCAUGUGCAAGAUCUGAAAAACAAUAUCCACGAGGAUAACAAGAAAAACAAAGAUCCACAAGAAGCUGCUGCCGCCGAAGAAGGAGGCAGCUAUUACAACAUGGAGGCAUCUUUUGCUUAUCACGCAAAGCCAAGUAGUCAGACUGCAUCCUCGAAAGCUCGCAACAUGCACAUGCAGCUGGUCUUUUACCUUGGUGUCAAGGGACUGUUUGGUGUACCGUUUCCGGUAUUUGUUGAACUGAUCGAGUUGGUUGGAACAGUGCGCAUGCGCUUCCAAAUGAUGCCCGAAGCGCCAUUUAUGAAAGAUGUGACUUUUACCUUGGUUGGCAUUCCGCACGUUAGGGCGGGUUGCAUGCCUAUGCUUCGGAAGGGAGUCAAUGUGCUCAACUUGCCUAUCAUUUCUAAUUUUGUUAACUCCGCCAUCGCUACCGCGUGUGGAAUGUUUGCAGCUCCAAAGUCCAUGACCAUGGACCUCGGAAUGAUGCUGACAGGCGACGACAUCCACAAGGAUACUUUGGCUCUGGGUGUGAUGUGGAUUCGCAUCCACCGCGCAGUGGGCCUGAGCAAGCAGGAUACUCGCGGAAGCGAGGGAGGCGGCAGUGACCCAUAUAUAAACCUGUCGUUCUCCAAGUAUGGAAAGCCAAUGUAUUGCACGCGAGUUAUCACAGAUGAUCUCAACCCCAUGUGGGAAGAGACUGCUGCCCUCUUGGUGACACCCGAACUGAUCAAGGCCGAUGAGAAUCUGAGCAUUGAGCUCUGGGACUCAGAUCGCAACACGGCCGAUGAUAUCGUUGGAAAGGUCGAAUUACCUAUCCGUGAAAUGUUACAGCACCCCAGCAGAAUGUACCCUCAGGUCUCGAAGCUCCAGGGCAUGGACGAAGGAAGCGAGAUGCCCGGUCAGCUCCACUGGGAGGUUGGUUACUUCGGCAAGCCCAAGCUACGCCCCGAGCUGCGUAGCGAUGGCAAGAAGAAAGACCUCCCUGAGAAUCUCAAAGGCGACCCAACCUUCGAAGACGAAAAGGGCACCAUCAACAAUGACGAAGAGGAUGCUGUCAUGCACACACCACCUGACCCCAUUUGGCCAAGUGGCAUCGUACACAUCGUUGUCCACCAGAUUGUCAACUUGCAAAUCGCCAACAUCAAAGGCAGCGAUGGAAAUCGUAAGGGCAAGGAGUAUGAACCGGCAAAGCCCUACGGCGAGAACACCGAGGAGCAAGGCGAUGACCUUCCCACGAGUUACUGCAAGGUUUUGUUGAACGAUCAACUGGUUUACCGCACUCGCGCCAAGGCAGUCAGCUCCAAGCCGAUCUUCAAUGCAGGAACCGAGCGAUUUGUUCGUGACUGGCGCUCUUCGGUAGUUACUGUCACUGUGCGCGAUCAGCGCUAUCGCGAGCACGAUCCCAUUCUCGGUGUUGUGCCUAUCAAGCUGUCUGAUAUCCUUCAGACGAGUUCACAGGUAACCCGUUGGUACCCUCUCGAUGGAGGUAUUGGAUUUGGACGUAUCCGCAUCUCCAUUCUUCUGCGCCACGUUGAAACCAAACUUCCACCGGCCAUGCUUGGUUGGGACGUGGGCACAUUUGAAUUCGCCGGCGAGAAGAUCACGGCCCAGAACUUCGGUCGCAAUACCAAGAUCAAGCUGCGCACCGGAGGAAGUAUCGGUAAGAUCACUCGACACAAGUGUUCUUUGCAGGGCAGCGAUGCAGUGUUCGAUACAUCCGAUGAGACCUUCCGCGACUCGUUGCGAAUGCCCGUCAAGCAUCGAUACCGCUCCCCUAUCGUGUUUGAAUUCCAUGUUCAAGGCAAGCGCGGUGCUGUAGCCUAUGCUACCUACUGGCUCCAGCAUCUCAUCGACAACGAAGAAACAGAUAUCGACAUUCCAAUCUGGACGACUAAGAUGGGAGCUCGUUUGACCCAGAACUACGUCACCGAAGAGAACUGGAGGGCGAAGAAGGUUCCCGGCCUCGAAGACUUGACCGAGAUCGGGCGCCUCCAAUUCCGAGGCAAAUUCUCGCCCGGAAUUGACGAAUCGCACGAACGAUUCGUGGUCGACAAUGACUCACGUGAAACAUUCGAAACGUGGGAGGCGUGCUUGUCACAAGGCGUCCGAUCCCGUAGCGUCCACGUUGAGGUCCCCGAAGAAGUAAAACAGAAGCACGAGCAGUCCCUGAUCGAUGGUCGGGACGUGUUGAAACAAGCUUCUCCCUCUGAGCGACGCCGAUGGAUUGACUACGACGGUCACGACUGGAGUGGAGCUUUCGGACAUGACCCGCGUGCGUACACAGACUCAGUCGGGCGCAAGAUUGCUGAGCCUGGUCGGGAUGACCCGCGGCACGACCCAUACACUCCGCCCCCACUGAAGGGUCAGCCUGCAGCUCAGCCUACCUUCCAGAACCCCGAAGAACGCAAUGAGAGUUCAGACUCCGAGGAGGAGGACGAAGAAAGCUCCUCUUUGUCCACCGGGCCCUCGACUGUUGGAGACACCCGCGGUCGAGCUUCUUCAUCACAGGCGAGUGUCACUAGCGGUCAGAUGAACAAGGCGAAUAAACGCAGUGAGCAGCGGCAGCAGCGUGGUAUGAUGCAAUGGCGUCCUGCGCGUAAUGCCGCAUUUGCCAAAGACGAGGCGAAGUUUGGUAUCGAGAAGAUAAAGAAAAAGAUAGGCCUUGGUGGUCUCACGGGUCGUGAACCAGACGUGGAGACCGAGACCUGA
Molecule: messenger RNA, 3645 nt
Organism: Penicillium brevicompactum
Lineage: Eukaryota; Fungi; Ascomycota; Eurotiomycetes; Eurotiales; Aspergillaceae
Product: C2 domain protein
Exons: 6
Coding region: 1-3645 (1214 amino acids)
Molecular function (GO): lipid binding
Source: RefSeq, a predicted model, not a curated record